Hordeum vulgare subsp. vulgare (domesticated barley) is the source of this 2344-nucleotide messenger RNA. RefSeq names its product putative pentatricopeptide repeat-containing protein At3g08820. The record is from RefSeq and is a predicted model, not a curated record. Gene Ontology annotation, molecular function: zinc ion binding; protein binding; RNA binding. NCBI's taxonomy places the organism in Eukaryota, Viridiplantae, Streptophyta, Magnoliopsida, Poales, Poaceae. The transcript has a single exon. The coding region runs from base 113 to 2125 and encodes 670 amino acids. Gene Ontology annotation, biological process: RNA modification.
GAAAACUGGCCGUCGGCGGCGUCGGGAGGCGUAGGCGGAGCCACCGCUUCGAGAGACGUCUUCUUUCUCGUGUCUCUCGACUCUCCACUUUCAUCCUAGGUUGACGGCUAUAAUGGAAGUCCUGAGAAAAUUCGUGCAAAGUGAGUUGCGCAAUCCUCCCACAACGCUCGCGCCUGGCGCUUUUCUGUCGUCCGCCGCCGAGAAAACCCGCCGACUCCUCAUCAGCGCCGUCAGCUCCAGCGACCGCCUCCCACCUCUCACCGUCAAACUGCUCCACGGCCGCCUCCUCCGGCUCGGCCUCCUCGCCGACCUUUACACGUUCCUCCUUCGCGCGCUCUCCUCCUCAGGCCUCCACCUCCAUGCCCUCUACCUAUACUCCCUCUUUCCCGACCCCUCCCACCUGGCCUUGCCGGUUGCCCUCAAGUCCGCCUCCCGCCUCCCCAACCCUCUCAAAGCCGGCGAGCAGCUGCACGCCCGCUCCCUCAAGCUCCCUUCCCACUCCAACCCCCACAUUCUCACGUCCCUGCUAAAACUUUACGCCAAAUGUGGGCUUUUGCAGCACGCACGGAGCGUGUUCGAAGAAAUGCCCUGCCCCUGCACAAUCUCUUGGACCGCGCUCAUCACCGCGUAUAUGGACGUGGGGUGUGCCAAGGAGGCCGUUGCCAUUGCGAGGGAUGUGUUGGCGAGUGGAAUGCGUCCGGACAGCUUCAUGGCUGCGCGGGUCCUGACUGCGUGCGCCCGGGUCGAGGAUUUGGGCACCGGGGAGGCAGUGUGGAGGACUGCAGAGCGGGAGGGGGUCGCGAGCAGUGUGUUUGUGGCAACUGCAGCGGUGGAUUUGUAUGUCAAGUGCGGUGAGAUGGCCAAGGCGAGGGAGGUGUUUGAAAGGAUGCCGGAGAAGGAUGUAGUGGCUUGGGGUGCUAUGGUUAGCGGAUACUCUUCCAACGGGCAUCCGCAAGAGGCUCUCCAGCUCUUCUUUGCAAUGCCAGCUCAGGGAGUGGUACCAAAUUGCGAGACAGUUGCUGUUGCACUCUCAGCGUGCACGCAGUUGGGUGCAUUUGAUCUGGCACGGCAGGUUGUUGCUGUGGUGGACUGGGAUCAGCUUCUUGACAACCCAGUUCUAGGGACUGCGUUGAUCAAAAUGUACUCCAAGUUUGGGAGCACGGGUGAGGCAUGGUUCGUGUUCCAGCAGAUGAGAAAGAGGGGCAUUACUGUUUGGAACGCAAUGCUUUUGGGGCUAAGCAUGACUGGACAUGAUAAGUCUGUGUUUGCCCUUGUCGGCCAGAUGGAGAAGUCGGGCAUGGAAUUGAAUGGCAGGACUUUCAUGAGCCUUCUCUACAGCUGUACUCAUACCGGCCUUGUACAGGAUGGACGGCGCUGCUUCCAUAACAUGACACAGUUAUACCGCAUUGCUCCUAGGAUUGAGCACUACGGUUGUAUGGUCGACCUUCUCAGUCACGCUGGGUUGCUCAAGGAGGCUCAUCAGCUUAUUAAUGAAAUGCCAAUGCAGGCAAAUGUUGCCGUCUGGGGUGCACUUCUCGGUGGCUGCAAGAUUCACCGAGACCCCGAGCUUGCAGAACAUGCCUUGAAACAGCUCAUCCUGCUAGAGCCCUGGAACUCUGGGAACUAUGCCAUGCUCUCCAACAUAUACUCUAACAGCGGCAGAUGGAAGGAUGCUGCAAAGCUUAGAUUGCACAUGGAGGCGAUAGGGGUCAAGGAGGUCACCGGAUAUAGCUGGGUUGACUUUGAUGGUGAGGUCCACAAGUUCCAUGUUGCAGAUAACUGGCAUCCCCUCAUGGAUCAAAUAUACAAAAAGCUAGAUGAAUUAGGCAUGGAAAUCAAAGCCAUGGGUCACAAACCAACUACUGAUGUGAUGAUGUUUGACGUUAAAAAUGAGAAGGAGCACACUCUAGUUCAUCACAGCGAGAAACUUGCCAUUGCAUUUUGCCUUCUCACCACCAGACCAGGCGAGUCCAUUAGGGUCAUCAAGAACACCAGGGUUUGCACCGACUGUCACACUGAUAUUAAAUUUAUAUCGAGGAUAACUCAUCGGGAGAUCAUUGUUCAGGAUAACAGCAGAUUUCAUUGUUUCAGAGAUGCCUGCUGUUCUUGCAAUGACUACUGGUAGAAGUAGAAAUAUGUUGUCCGGUUACAAAAGAUUAGCAGCAUACUUUUUAACUUGUAAACUAGAGGUAGCUAGAUUUUCAGUUACACAAAAGUUUGACAUAUUGAGGUUUUCUUUUACUCAAUUGUUUCGGCUAUAAGUAACCUGAAGCCUGAAGGUGCUGGUUUGUUUACGGCUGCAAUUCAUCGCACACAUAAAUUAAAAUUUCUCAAGGCUGCUGAA